AUGCCCAUCGACAUCCAGCCUGUCCUUGUCAACGAUUUACGGCGCUGUGCCGAAAUCGAGCAUGACGCUUUUGCACAGGGGCCGUUCAAUAAGAUCCUAUUCCCCGGACCCAUGCCAGAAAACUUUUUGGAAUUGAGAGCCGAUGGCUUAGCAAAGGAAUAUCGGGAAGAUCCGACCGUGCGCAUGUUUAAGGCUGUGGACACGGAUCUCGAGGGCGAUGAGGCGAUUGUAGCUUGGUGCAAGUUCCACAGCUAUCCGGAGGGGUUGCCAACGCCGAAGCCACGUGUGUUUGGUCCCGGAUCCAACCCAGAGGCUUGUACAAUGCUGUUUGUCGGCAUGGAUAACAUGCGGGAGCGUUUGAUGGUUGGCAAGCCAAGUGUCUACCUUCACGUCCUGGUGACAGACCCCAAGCACCAGCGACGGGGCGCGGGACUGCAGCUGCUCACCCCAAUAAUGCAGGAAGCUGUCCGGUUGGGCGUACCGGCGUACUUGGAAUCAUCGUUGUAUGGCCAUCGUCUAUAUCAGAAAGCCGGUUUCAAGGACCUCGAAGAGCAGCGUCUGGAUAUGACAAAAUAUGGAGCCUCGGAGCCUCACUUGACGUGGGCGAUGCUAUGGGAGCUUCCCAACCGAAGAUGUCCGUGA
Colletotrichum truncatum is the source of this 642-nucleotide messenger RNA. RefSeq names its product acetyltransferase. Gene Ontology annotation, molecular function: acyltransferase activity, transferring groups other than amino-acyl groups. Lineage: Eukaryota; Fungi; Ascomycota; Sordariomycetes; Glomerellales; Glomerellaceae. The record is from RefSeq and is a predicted model, not a curated record.